Molecule: messenger RNA, 6076 nt
Organism: Sphaeramia orbicularis (orbiculate cardinalfish)
Lineage: Eukaryota; Metazoa; Chordata; Actinopteri; Kurtiformes; Apogonidae
Product: A disintegrin and metalloproteinase with thrombospondin motifs 15-like
Exons: 8
Coding region: 175-3036 (953 amino acids)
Biological process (GO): extracellular matrix organization; proteolysis
Molecular function (GO): metalloendopeptidase activity; zinc ion binding
Source: RefSeq, a predicted model, not a curated record
GAUGGGAAUGGGUCAUGACCAGGAGGAGUGUGCACUGAGUGGACUUGUACAACCAGCUGUGGUUUAGACUUCAGCGCAUUGGAUUAUUCUUAUCAUCCUUUUCUGUGUGGCUUUUAUCACUUCAGUCUUGCAGAUUGAAUAUUCUGUUCUCCCAGUUGUUAAUUGCAUUCUUUAAUGAAUGCAAAUAUCGUCAUGUUUAUCAGAACAAUAUUUCUCCUGUAUUUUACGCUCUCGUUCUCCAAACUUUCUUGGUGCUUGGAAAGUGAAGUUUCCUUCCCGAUUAGACUGGAUAACUACAACCAUGACCAGAGGGAUUUUGACAAUGUCGUGGAUAACGUGAAUGGAAAAUGUGUCAUAAAAAUACGAGCUUUCCAGCAGGACUUGGUGCUCGAUUUACAACAAGAUUCUAAUUUCCUUGCCCCAUCUGUUUCUAACCAAGACGCAUUCAGGUUCUCGAACACCGAAGUCCCCACAGACCUGAGCCGGUGUUUUUACUCCGGAUAUGUGAAUGAUGAUAGCAAUUCCUAUGCUGCUCUGAGUCUGUGUAAAGGUUUACAGGGUGCAUUUGGUUUCCAAGGCUGGGAAUAUUUUAUCAGUCCUGUGCAAAAUGACACCAGAAGCGCAGAGAGUGCGCACAUCAUCCGGCGCAGAACCAGCAAUAACCUGAAGCCAAACACAACCUCCAGGUGCGCAGUGGACAGCGACAUAAGUCUCCAAGUUGCGCAAACGUUGGAGAAGUACAGGCAUCUCAAAGAUUACAACAAUGUGACCGAAACGAUAUUGAAGAGGAUGGGGAGAGCCAAAAGGUUCGCUUCAGUUCCCAGAUAUGUGGAGACGCUCAUAGUGGCAGACGAGUCCAUGGCACAGUUCCAUGGAGAUGAUCUAAAACACUACCUGCUCACACUGAUGUCAGUGGCAGCCAGACUCUACAAACACCCCAGUAUCCUUAAUUCCAUCAGUAUCGUAGUUGUGAAGAUUUUGAUAAUAUCAGAGGCUGAUAAAGGACCCAAGGUGUCCGGGAACGCAGCCAUGACGCUGAGAAACUUUUGCACUUGGCAAAAAAAGCUGAAUAAGAACACCGACAAGCACGCAGAGUACUGGGACACAGCAAUCCUUUUCACUAGAGAGGACCUGUGUGGAGCCUCCACCUGUGACACUCUUGGAAUGGCUGAUGUUGGCACCAUGUGUGACCCAAAAAGGAGCUGCUCUGUAAUUGAAGACGAUGGCCUACCUUCAGCUUUCACCACAGCUCAUGAGCUUGGACAUGUAUUCAACAUGCCACACGACAAUGUUAAAGCCUGUGAUGAUGUGUUUGGAAAACUGCAGGACAACCACAUGAUGUCUCCCACCCUCAUUCAGAUCAAUCGCACCAGCCCCUGGUCCCCCUGCAGUGCUGCUAUCAUCACUGAGUUUCUGGACAGCGGGCAUGGUGACUGUUUGCUCGACCAGCCUCAGAAACCGCUGGUUCUUCCUGAUGUCCUGCCAGGAGUGUCCUACAGCCUCGACCGUCAGUGUGAGCUUGCAUUCGGUGAAAGCUCAAAGCCUUGUCCUUUUAUGCAGCCACCAUGUGGUCGCUUGUGGUGCACGGGGAAGUCUAAUGGGCAUUUGGUGUGUAUGACUCGACACUUCCCUUGGGCAGAUGGCACCCACUGUGGGGACGGACAGGUCUGCGACAGAGGGAUCUGCUCUAAAAAAGAGGAGGUCCAAAGUCUGAAGGUGGACGGUCGUUGGGGUAAAUGGGGCCCAUUUGGCUCCUGUUCACGCACAUGCGGAGGUGGUGUCCAGCUGUCUAAAAGGGAGUGUAACAACCCAGUUCCAUCAAAUGGUGGUAAAUAUUGCCAAGGGGUUCGGGUCAAAUACCGCUCCUGCAACCUGAACCGCUGCCCUGACACAGGUAAGACUUAUCGUGAGGAGCAGUGCGAGAUAAGCGGCUAUAAUUUCAACAAUAACCGCAUUGCCUCCUCUGCGGUUUGGAUACCAAAGUACUCUGGAGUGUCUCCCAACGACAGGUGUAAACUCGUCUGCAGAGCUAAUGGCACCGGCUACUUCUACGUACUGGCACCCAAGGUCGUGGACGGAACUCCAUGUUCCCCCGAUUCAACAGGGGUGUGUGUCCAAGGCAAGUGCAUCAAGGCUGGAUGUGACGGCAAAAUUGGCUCCACCAAAAAGUUUGAUAAAUGUGGAACAUGUGGAGGUGAUAACAAGGGUUGCAAGAAGGUGUCAGGACUCUUUACAAAGCCUAUACAUGGCUACAACUUCGUGGUCAUGUUACCAGUGGGUGCAGCCAACAUAGACAUCCGACAGCGAGGUUACAAGGGAAUGACGAGUGAUGACAACUACUUGGCAGUAAAGAACAGUGAUGGUCAUUACCUGCUCAAUGGGAACUAUGUAGUGUCAGCUGGGGAGAGGGACAUCAUCGUAAAGAACAGCCUUAUGCGUUACAGUGGCACAGCAGGAUCCUCUGAAAUCCUGCAGGCAGUGAAACCCUUGGGUGAAGCUUUGACUGUGGAGGUGCUCUGCGCUGGCAGGAUGACGCCUCCUAGAAUCCGCUACUCCUUCUACCUGGCCCGUCAGAGUAAAGAAGACAAAACCCAGAAGAAGGAAGGGAAUGCAAACUCUCAAAACAGCGUCCUGGCAGAGGAUGGUGUCACGGUGAAAGGGAAAGACACCCUGAAGAAAUCUUACAACAAAGAGGAUCCUUCUCUUGGCAAAUGGAUAUCUACAGGGUGGGACCAGUGCUCAGUGACCUGUGGCAGUGGGACCCAGAGGAGGAUGGUGCAGUGUCUGAGGCCAGAUGGGAGGCCAGGGUUGGACUGUGAUCCUGCACAAAAACCCUUAGCCACCAGGAUUUGUGGAGACCCAUGUCCUGAGUGGAAGAUUGGAAACUGGUCACCUUGCUCCAGAACCUGUGGAAAGGGCUUCAAGAGACGGCCUUUGGACUGCAAAACUCAGACUGGACAUUUGCUGCCAAGGGACCACUGCAUUGGCAUACGCAAGCCACAGGAGCUGGACUUCUGUAACCUCAGGCCUUGCUAAUGACUUAAAACUAGACUAUAAACCUAUUGUUUUGACUGGACUGAAGUGGAACUGAACUAAGCAUCACACGUGUUGUGUUUGUCAGGUGCAGAUUUUUCCACCUGCAUCAUGGGGCUGUAAGAAGAUGAUGAUGGACAAUUACUUGGAAAAACAACAAGAAUACUGGAAAGCAAGUGAAAGCCGCAGGAUAAAUGCUGGAAGAUAUUUUUCACUGCCAUCACUCCGACCUCAAAAGACAUUCUCCAGGUCUAACUUGAUGGCAAAUCAGCAUAAUAUAAGUUUAGAUAAAAAUGUGUUGAACACCCCCCUACUGUCAGCAGGUACUGAAUACCCAUUUUCAAGCAAUCAGUUUGGUUUACUUUAUAAGUCUGGAACCUAUUUUGAGUCAUAACACUUUCACUAUGCAGGUUUGGUGUUAGUUGCAUCUCACUAAAAGAUCAGUGAAGGAUGACUGUUAUAUAAAAAAAAUCUUUUACUUUUUCAAAAAGCAGAUAUACUGGGAUUGUCCCACUAUCAACAAACUCACUUAAAACAUAAUGCCUGUGUGCUGCACAACACUUUAUACAGACAAGGACAAUCCAUUUAUGGCAUUAUGCAUGAUGCACUACAUCUGUCUCCUAUUUGUUUUCUUCAGGGAAUCUUUCAAAAUCUUGGAAUAGGUUCUGAAAUAAAGCAGAAACACAUCAUAAUUUCUGUCUUUGUACAGAUAUAGAAUAGUUUUUACAUAGUUGCUGCACUGCUGCUGCAUUGUUUAUCCAAACCAAAUAUCUGUUAGCUAACAGCAAUACGAAUUUAAAAAAAUAAAGAAAGGAUAGGUUUGGAUAUUGUUCUAAUACCCACACGCCACAUUUCCUCUUCUGCAAGAGUUCUCCUUAAUGCACCAUCACAGUAAGACAAAUGCCACUUCUCAGCAUCUGCAUCAAAGUUGGAAGUAGGCUUCAUUAAGACACAACCUGCACAUGGCUGGAAGGACAAAUAAAUCCUGUCCAUUUAGUUUAAUUAUCUGCUGGAGCUGCAUAUAGUCUUGGGCUGAAUGUAUUAGUGAUGUACCAAUCUAGUGGCUAAACAUUGGUGAGAAAAAUAUUUAAUGUAGUGGUGGGUAGUGAGUGAUUUGGAAAACAAAGACUCCCUGCCUUGCUAUCUCUUGACAUGCACCUCAGUGACGGCAUAUGCAGACCUGUGUGCAUCUACAAUGAGUAUGUGGACACUAAUGUUGACAAUAAUGAUCAGUCAUUAGUAAGGUUCACUGAUUAACCUGCUAAUGGUUAGAAUGCUAGCAGAUAGCUCCACAUCCAUACAUGCUUUUCUCAUUUCAGUGUAGCAAUAAUGCUCUGCUAAAAAUAGAUGUAUUGAUUCUACUUUUUUCUUCAAGUAAAAGAACAAAAAUGCAAGCUCUCUAAUGAAGCUCUGAAAUGAAAGAGUACUUGUUAUUCAAAGUAUUUGUACUUAACAAAAACAAAACACAAAAACUGUUGAACUCAUAGCAUCAGUCCAAAUGUUCAUGAUCGGUGCACCCCUACAUUGUAUUUUUAAAGAAAAUUUUAAGUUUGGUACUUCUUUAAUUAUAGUGUCAUCAGAAAGGACUGACUACAGCCAAGAGUAGCUCUGCAGGCAAAUGGCUGUUGUAUAAGACAGUGGAAGAAGUAAGAGUGUUGCAUAAGAUUUAUAAAGAAUUUGAACUUAUCCUUUAAAUCAUAAUCAAAUACAGGUCUGUAGUAACACCCAUGUUGUUAACUGUGUUUUACACCAAGACCUUUCCUGACCUAAACUGUGUCAGUGCAGGCAGAAUUUCUCAUUUUCACUGUGCUUUCUGCGCUAAAACAACGCAGGGCAACAAAGCACCGACUGCUGUUUCCCUCCUCGUCAGCUGGUGUGGCCACUCACUGAUCUCAUUAAGCUGCACCCAUGAAUUCAGUGUUCAUCUGAGAUAUGGGCUCAGCCUGAUGUUUGAUGCAUGUUCAUACUCACACACAUGGUGCUUAAUUCCUGCCUCCUGUCUUCUUGUUUGAGUGUUUCUUUAUUGCCCCUAUCAAUUUGACCACAACAAUUGUCUUCUUAGUUUGCAGUGUUCAGCCAGUUGUGGAGCAUGUUAAGUCAUGCCUGUCUGGCACAGUUACCACAGAUAAUUUAUUGCCGAUGCAACGAUAAACCGAAGAGGAAGAAAAACUGGCGAGCCCUCUGUUAUGCCGUACACAUGGUGUGUCUUCCUGAAUCUCCUUGUUCUUGGCCCCACAGCCUGAGCCAAGCAGUUCUUUUCUACACACUUGAUGAAAUCCUGUAAUCCAUUAUAUUCCUUUUUUGUUUCUUAAAGGGGCCACAUUGUCCAAUCCCAUGUUCAACUACAGGAUGGUUAUUGGGCUAGUUGGAUUAUUAUUGUAUUUUUUCAUUUUUUAUUUUUUUAAAUGUUUUUUUUUUUUAUUUGUUUUGUUUUUUUAACCAGCUUUUGCAUUUUGUACAGCAAAAGAAACCAAUGACCUACACAAGCUGUGCUGUAUACUAUGUAUACAUUUAUUAGCUCUGUGGAAAAAUAAUGAAAAUACUUUUUUAUCUUUUAAUUUCUACACAGACAGUUAUAAUUGUCUUUGACCUCUGUAUAUUUAUUCCAAAAAUAAAGCCAUUAAUGUAAAACUGGGACUGAAAUAUUGCAUUAUUGUUAUGCACAUUCAUCCAACUGCAUCCAUACUGAUCAUCAUUGGACUGAUUUUUCAUUUAUGAAAUUUCCAGCUGACAUUAGUUGCUUUUCCAUUGGACAUAUGCGCAUAACUUCACUGAUAUUUACUACAUGUCAAAAGAACAAGUGUGUAAUGUUAGUUUUUCCAUUAAAUCACAAAUGUGAUGAUUUGUUUAUUUAUUAUUGAGAGAUGUCCUGAUAAGUCAUUCCAUAAAACAUGGCAACAAACAAUAUCACGUUAAUUUACAGAUAUAUUCAUAUUUCUCUCAUAGCACCCUCUAGGUCCUGGAAAAUGCCUAUAUUCCUCUGUUGUUUUGAAUCUAGAAUGCUCGUUACACCUCUAUCCUGUACUAAAUUCAAAAAUUCAGU